GCCAAAUAAUAGUGCUGAGUAAUAAAAUGGCGACUUCCAUAGUAAAGCCAUUUGAUGUGUGGCUGACAGAAACGCUUAAGUCAGCAAGCUCAGAUUUGGACACAGAUGUCUUUGUCAGUUAUAUUAUAGGAGUUCUAGACACAGAGUCCAAUGAUGAAGAGAGAGAAGAGGGAAUUAAAGAACUUUUGGCCAGUGUCGUUGAUCCUGACUUGGCUGCUGAGCUGUAUGCCUCCAUUGUCCAGCAGUGGGAAAUAGAAAAUAAAGACAAGAAAAUAGUUGCUCCCAAAGAAGAUUUAGGAGAUCGUUUAUCUGCUAUGUUUGAAAAACAGACUCUCGCUACAGUGCAAGAAAAGAAGCUAACAAAAGAGGAAGCAGACAGAAAGGCUGCCAUAUUGGCCCAGUAUGGUCAAGUUUCAGAUGGGGAAGAAACAGAUCCUGAUGAUCAAAGUGAAGAAGAGGAGCAUCCUGUUUCCAAAUCAUCUUCUGGUGGUGCUGGCAAGUUAGAUUCUUCUGACUUUCUGGUCAGAAAUGUCAACAAAGAAGAGGUGCAGCGAGUCGAGCGUGAGAAACGAGAGAAGGCAAAAGAAGAUCAAGAGAAGAAGAAGGAGAAGGACAAGCAGGACAGACAAGCCCAGAAACAGAAGCAACAGGAGAGAAAAGAAGCAGAGAAGAAGAGAACGUCCAAGGGAGAAAAGAGGAGAUAGCAUCUCCGGCGCUGGGUUUAGUUGUAUAAUACGAAAAAAAACUUACAUAAUUUAUUUAAACCAUUGUCCUUCAAGUGCGGUAACUUUGUGUCUUUUACAUCAAAAGAAUUUUUUUUUUUUUUUAGGGUGGAAGGUGUCGCUGGAGGAGGGGAAAGGGAGUUGUUGUUUUUUUUAAGCAAUGGGUUUAACUCUUUUUUAUUGUUGUGUGCUUAUGGCCCGGCUUGAAAAAGAGAUACAAAAAGAUGUAUCGGCAGAAGUGUUCUGUGAAUGAGUUCUUUAUUUUUACUCAGUGGUGCUUUUUUUUUUUUUUUUUCCCUUUGACUCCACAAGAGGAGCUAAUUAUUAUUAUUUUAGGGCAUCAACAGCAUUCAUAAUAAGAACAAAUGCUGUUUGAAUGAACUGAAUGACUAUUAUGAACGCUGGACACGUUAUACUUCUAUCAGUUUUAGUUGUAGUCAAAUGAACCAUUGUUCUAGAAAGUCAUACCGGCAACGUUUCCUUUGGUUACAUUAACGAAAUUUUUAACUACUGGUACUUUUUUUUAAAUCUCCAUUUUUCUACGCUUUCUUCCUGUCUCUCAGUAUAUUCCCUCUGACCCUCUUUCUGCUGUCCACCCACCAUCCCACUAAUACAAGGCAUUAAUUUCUUGAGGACAGUCAAAUCGGAUGUUUGGUCUUAUCUCCUGUUCCACAUCAGCUCAGGCUAAUAAAUUAUGUCCUGGCGAUGGUGAUGCAUCACCUUGUUAAAGGCAUGAGUUCAGUCGCCAGCACUGAGUUUUGUGUGUUUGAAAUGAAACAUUUUCCUCACUUAACGAUUGUAUCGAUUGUAUCGGUGUCCUCAACAAGAUGCAAUGUCUUUCAUGUGUUUUCUCUGUUAAACAAACGUAGUCAAGCUGUGCCAGACCUGUAUUCAACCUUGGGUUACAGGGCAUUGAUGAGAAUUAUUACUGGUACUUUUUACUUCAUGUCUAAACACCAUCAAGAACAGAUUAACAUGGUGAUUUUUUUUUGUUAUAGUUGCUAUGCAAAUUUAAAAAAUGUGAAUAUUUUACCUGCAUUAUAAUAAAAUUAUUACUUUUUCUACUAAUUAAUUUUAUAAACCUAAUCAUCGUUCUCUAUUAAUUUAUUUUAUAAAUCCCUCUACUAGUUAAUCAUACACCGGUAACUUUCACUUUUGGUUAAUCAUGACUUUGUUAGUUAAUCCUACUCUUGAUCUUAUAAAGUAGUUAAUCCUACAAUGAUCUGUUCUCUCUUAUGUUAUUUUACCAGAUUAUUUGAUAGUGUUUUUUUUUCCUUUACAUUCACUCUCGUAGUUCUGGAGAGUUCUCACUUGUGCUAGUCAGUUGUAGCCUAGUUGUCGCACUACUAGACCGUUAUCAUACGGAAGCACUUUAAUCACAUGGCUAGGGAUGAAUGGUUUCAAAGCAGUUAUAGAGGAGCGUGUGAGCCUGAUUUAUACAUGUGUUUUUUUUAUGAAGCUUGAAACGUGCACUUUAAGAGUGUGCACACUUGAUGAAUGGUGUGAAAUAACAUGUUUGGAUGAUCUACUUGUGUUUUUUUUUAAUUGUGCAUAAAACCCAAAAACCUAGACAGUUUUUAUUUUUUUAAAGUUUUGUAUAGAUUCAUUAAUUCAAUAGGAUGAAUAUUAAUUAUUAUCUACGGCUAAAAUAGUUGUUUGAUGUUUGUACUAUCAUCUACUUUGUAAUGUCUUGAAAACUUGGAAUCUUAUGUUACUAAUGAUAUUUUUACUAUGUGGUGUCGACUCAUCACAAUGUCUACAAUGUGAAUCUAGAUAUAGAUUGAUCAAAAUACUCUUAAAAGGUGACAAGCAUUCGCAUAAUUAUCUUAAUUAUGGUUUUAAAUGCUAGCUUAAAUCAUUCAUUGGAAUAAAAAAAAAAAUUAAUUAGUGAAACAGAUUUAUGAUAAAAACCUGUUUGCCUGACAUGUGACUGCUAUGGUGUUUUUUUUUUUUUAAUUCAAAUAAACAAUUUUGAAGUCACAAUG
Molecule: messenger RNA, 2707 nt
Organism: Biomphalaria glabrata
Lineage: Eukaryota; Metazoa; Mollusca; Gastropoda; Planorbidae
Product: coiled-coil domain-containing protein 43-like
Exons: 5
Coding region: 27-704 (225 amino acids)
Source: RefSeq, a predicted model, not a curated record